Messenger RNA from Phoenix dactylifera (date palm), 1825 nucleotides. RefSeq names its product Galactose oxidase/kelch repeat superfamily protein. The record is from RefSeq and is a predicted model, not a curated record. Gene Ontology annotation, molecular function: protein binding. Lineage: Eukaryota; Viridiplantae; Streptophyta; Magnoliopsida; Arecales; Arecaceae.
AUGGGCCGCCCCCCAAACCCCCCUACCGUUGACGCCUGCCUACUUCUCCCUCUCCUCGUACCCUUCCGGCUUCCGUCGCCCAUUGUUUGAUCUCGUCCAUCCCUCCCCCUAUUCGAGCCCAAUUCCCCUGAAAUCUCCGCUCCAUUUAUUCCCAUCACCACAAAAAUUUAUCCCACCUCUAUCUCUCCGUCAUUAACCGCUCUCCGCCUGAAGACAAGCCCAAACCCCGCCGUGCGAGACCAACCACCCCAGACGAAACAUUCUUCUCUCCAUAUGAGAGGGCGAGGGAGAGCGAGAGAACGAAGAACAGAGGAUAGGGUGCCGAGAAGAGAGAGAAAAGAACAAACGAUGCCGAUAGCCAGAGCGAAAACGCCACCCCCACCGCCGGCGCCGCCGGCUGCGGCUGCGGGGAGGGAGGAGGAGAUGGAGCCGGCGAUUUGGGGACGGCUCCCUGACGAGCUUCUAGACCUCAUCCUGGCCCUACUCCCCCUCCACACCCUCGUCGCCCUCCGUCCCACCUGCAAACGCUUCCACUCCCUCCUCCUCUCCCCCUCCUUCCUCUCCCUCCUCCACUCCCCUUCCUCCUCCCCUGCCUUCCUCCUCCUCUCCCACCCUCAGUUCUCCAACCGCUUCCUCCACCUCUACGACUCCUUCGCCGACGGCUGGCGCCCCCUCCGCCUCCUCCCCUCUGCCGCCGCCUCCCCUUCCCAGCUCCUCUCCUCCUCCUACGGCCUCCUCUGCUUCUCCCUCCUUCCCUCGCGCCCCUCCUCUCUUCUCAUCUCCAAUCUCCUCACAAAAACCUCAAAGUUCGUACCUUUACCCACCUCCGACCCCUUAUCCGAUGCCACCCUCGUCUCCCUCCCCUCCUCUACCCCCCACGGCUACAAGAUCUUCCUCCCAUCCUCCUCUUCUAACUCUGUAUUCGUCUACGAUUCCGCUUCCUUCGCCUGGACCCGAUUCCCCGGCUUCGACCUCAUCCUAGACCGCGGCAAUUCCCACCAAGAAGGUGUCUUUUUCGACGGUGCCCUUUAUUUCACCACCCACGAGCCCUUCUCCGUCGUUGGCUUCGACCUCCAGUCCGGGAAGUGGGAGCCGAUGGCCUCUCCCAGUCUCCCGACCGAGCUAGCCUUCGUGCGGCUGGUGGGCGACGGUGGAAACCGGCUCUACCUCGUCGGUGGGGUCGGGAGGGACGGGAUAUCGAGGAGUUUGAGGGUGUGGGAGCUGGUGGGGAAGGAUGGAAAAGGAAAGGCGAGAGCUUGGGAGGAGGUAGGCCGACUGCCGGAGAUGAUGUGCCGGAAGUUUGUGUCGGUCUGCUACCAUAACUAUUCCCAUGUGUACUGCCUCUGGCAUGAGGGGCUGGUGUGCGUCUGCUGCACCACCUGGCCGGAGGUGCUCUUCUACAAGGUGGCGAGGGGUACCUGGCAUUGGCUGCCGCGAUGCCCGAUGCUGCCAGAGAAGUGGAGCUGUGGAUUUCGGUGGUACUCCUUUGUCCCUGACCUCUAUGCUCUGGUUUGAGGCCUCCUCUUAUUGUAUCUUUUCGCAGUCUGUUUAGCUUCAUCUCAUUUAUAUUAGGUGUUGUGUUGGUUUUGAGUUUGGAGCUCCUUGGAUGUGAAUUUUUUACAUUUAUUAUUAUUUUUUGACAAUAUAUUGUUUUAGGUGUCCCAGAUCACAAUUCUCUUGUAUCUUUUUGUUUUGUCUCUGAGGGUACUAUAUUUUCAUGUAAUAUAGAGCAUCAAUCUCUACAGAGCAUCAAUCUCUUUCAUGUGUUCCAAUCUUGAUUGGAUGGAAUCUGUUUCUGAAAUUGGAGCUACUUGAAUUUGAUUCA